GACUUUUAAUCGUAAAACAAAGGACCAUGUAUAUAUGGCCAUAAAUGAACAACUCUCCUUUUAAAUAGAGUACAGUUAGUACUGGCAUAAAUGACUUAAACAUUUUUACAUAAAGCGCUCUCAAAAUGUCCAUAGUGACACACGUUAUUUUUACACAGCAGUCAAUACCGGCAUACAAUAUCAAAACGCUAAAUGCAUCCAGUGCAGUCAAUAUGACAUAAGUGGCCUUUAAUAUUUAUACAUAGAGCUUUGUCAAUAUGGCCAUAAAUGAUACAAACACUCUUUAAACACGGAGUGCGGUCGCUGCAGCCAUAACUUACACACACUGUAUAUACAUAGAGCGCAAUCAAACGACCAUACAUGACCCACACUAUUUCUAAAUAGAGCGCAGUAAUCACGGUAAUAAAUAAGAUAACUCUUUCCAUAUAGAGCGCAGUCAAAACGUCCGAAACUGACAUACAAUCUUUAUAGAUAUAUCUUUAUCGCAGUUGAUAGAGAAAUGAAUGACCAAUACUUUGUAUACAUAUAUCGCAGUCAAUACGACAUUAAUGACCAACACUAUUUAUACAAAGAGCGCAGUAAAUACGAUCAUUAAUGACCCUCACUAUUUAUACAUAGAGCGCAGUAAAUACGACCAUUAAUGACCAACACUAUUUAUACAUAGAGCGCAGUAAAUACGAUCAUUAAUGACCCUCACUAUUAAUACAUAGAGCGCAGUAAAUACGACCAUUAAUGACAAACACUAUUUAUACAUAGAGCGCAGUUGAAACGACCAUAAAUGACCAACAUGCUUCACACAAAGAGCGCAGUUAAUACGACCAUAAAUGACCAACAUUCUUUGUACAUAAUAAAGCGCAGUAAAUACGACCAUAAAUGACCCACACUAUUUAUACAUAGAGCGCAGUAAAUACGACCAUUAAUGUUCAACACUAUACAUAGAGCGCAGCGUAUACGGCGAUUAAUGACCCACACUCUUUUUACAUAGAGCACAAUUUAUACAGUCACAAAGGUCCUAAAGCUUUUUGUAUACAAAGAGUCACAAUAAUACCUGUGCAGUGCAGUGGUGUCAGCCAACAACACGUUCAAGGGAGCCAACAACACGUUCAAGGGGGAUUUCACAUAUGGAAACAGAAUUUAAACAUUGGGACGGUCGAGUGAUAAACCUAACGAAUCACAUUGGUGCGCUUUAAAGAGCAGCUUUUCAAGGAUAGGCAGACCUUGGGAGAGGGGAAAUUAUGUAUAAGAAUGUUGUGUCUGUGAAAAUCUCUUGCGAAUCUUGCCAGUGUGUGCGCGUGAGUCACGUGGUAUCACGCACGAACAAGCGUCUGCGGACGGAGCACUGUGACAUCCGGGCCGCGGAGAGCACGUGCAGGGACAUUGAAGAACGGAUAUCCAGCUUCAUUGCCAACUUGACUAGACCGAAGCGUUUACUGGUGUUUGUGAAUCCUCUGUCAGGGCACAAGAAGAGCGUGAAGAUCUACCGGGCUAAGGUGCUUCCGCUCUUCAACCUCGCGGGCAUACACACCCAAACAAUAGAGACAUCUCGAUGUGGUGAGCCCAUCGACCUCCUCUCCACGUUUGAUCUACGAUUAAUUCACGGGAUCGUCUCUAUCGGCGGCGACGGCAUGUUCUCUGACUGCGUGAACGGCCUGCUCUCUCGCCUACAGACAGACUCAGGCGUCGACAAGAACGACCCUGACGCCGAUAUCACGACGUCCAACAUCCCUGUCGGCAUCAUCCCAACCGGCUCUGGCAACUACUUGGUAAACUACAUCCACGGAACAAAGGACGUGGAGACGGCUACCUUAAAGAUAAUUCUCGGUGACCAUCAUAUGUCCAACGUGGUGAGUUUGCAUCAAGAGCAGAAGUUGAGCCGGUACGCGAGCCUGCUGAUGGGAUUCGGUCUGGUGGGCCGCAUGAUGCACGACUGUGAGAAGUUCCGUUGGCUGGGACCGUCACGAUAUAAUGUCGUUCCGGUAGCUACCCUGACGCAACGGAAGUUGGUGGAUGUCCAUGUAGAAUAUGUGCCAGCAGAAGAAAAAAAGAGCAACCACUCGUUGAUACCUUUGAAGUAUUCCCGGCAGGUGUCUCUGCCCGCGAGUCAUCCGACCAAAAACAGGAAGUUGCUUCCGAGACUAAAUUCAGUGCCCGUAGAACCGCCAGCAUUCAACAAAGCAGAUUGGCGAAAACUUGAUUGCUCUGUGUACGGUGUGGAUACAUACGUGGUGACGCAGAGAGAAAAAGGCGGCUCUCUCGUGCCCAGGUUCGCUGACGGUGCGCUGACGCUGUGGUUGACAGAGCGCUGCAGCCUCCCGGAGCACGUGGAGCAGCUCUCCCGCCUCCAACACGCCAAGGCUGGAUAUCUGGACUUUGACUUCAUUCGGCAAGUUCGCACGACCAGGUAUCGAGUUAAAUUGAAAGAUGCGUCCUCUAAAAACUCAGAAGGCGGGCGCCACCAAAAAAAGAAAUAUUACAUCAACGUGGAUGGCGAGGCAAUAGAACUUCUAACGCACGAAUUCGAAGUGAAGCUCCAUCAUUGUGCCAUGCCAAUAUAUGGCAAAAUAGAUAGUUGAAUUUCUUGCUAUAACGUGUGUCAAAAACAUUAAUUUUCUUGGGCUAGCUGUUAGAUCGGUUAGUCGCACAGAACGUUUUUACGCAACUCGGAUAAGCAUACGCAUCAAUUUGCCAACGGCGCCUGCGUACGUGCCAGAAGGAAGCGACCCCAGCCUGUGCAUGCUGGCAGAUAGGAGGAGGGAAAAGCACACAAUCACGUAUGAUAGCACGUGAUAGUGUAGCUCAUGGAAUUGAGUUCCAGACACAUUCACAGAGUACACUUCAUACCAUAUAUGUCUAGUGUCAACGGCAAUGGGACAAUUCCUCGGGCGGUGUUUUGACAGUUACAACCUGCACAACUAAUCUUGGUGAACAAGUGGUCGUAGUACCAAGCCAAGAGGUUGUACAUAGAACGUGGCAAUCUCUGAUUUCUGAAAACAAGAUAACACAUCUGUACAAAUUAAGUAUACAUGUAGGUUAACCUGUAAAUGGUUUAAGCUUUGUUAUAUUUCCGUUAUGUUACGAUAUAUAUUUCAUCGAUGUUUACAUUGGUGUAUAUGUUAAUUUCAGUUUAUACACUAACUGUCAAAAUAAAACGCUUUACAUAUGUAUUACUCACAUUUAUUGACAAGUACACACUUUGUACUGUGUUCAGUUAACUGCGACGAGUCAUUAAUGUUUAAUGAUGGAACAAUUUUAACUUGCAGUUCGGUUACGAAGACAGAUGGUCUCUGUGAUAUUUAUUUACGUUGUUAUUUAUGCGUUCGUUCAUUCAUAUAUACUUAAAAGUUGCUUAUGUAGAUGGUAUUUGCACAAUGUGUUCUAAGAACAAAAUUUGUUAACAACGUAUUGUAAAUAUACAUAUAUGUGUAUAAAAACAUGUAUGUAAAUUGUUUACAACGUUAAGUGAAAUCGUUUUCAUAUAAAAAGUAUCAUAUUGUACACAUAUUUGUUUACCAAUGUUGUUAUUUAUUUGAUUAAUUUGAGAAAUAAAACAUAAGAAAUC
Messenger RNA from Dreissena polymorpha, 3559 nucleotides. Its product is annotated as ceramide kinase-like. The transcript is spliced from 9 exons. The record is from RefSeq and is a predicted model, not a curated record. NCBI's taxonomy places the organism in Eukaryota, Metazoa, Mollusca, Bivalvia, Myida, Dreissenidae. Gene Ontology annotation, molecular function: kinase activity. Bases 1236 to 2573 code for a protein of 445 amino acids.